CGCCUGGGAAAAAACUCCAACCAGACAAGCCUUUGCCUGGACUGGGCUUGGUUGAAUCCAUUCAAAAGGCUUCAGCUCCCGCAUUCACAUCUUCACUUUGCUCCCCUUUCCCACCCAUCCCGUCCGACAGUCUCUCCAGAAGGCAAAUACGGUUACGGCUAGCCAUCUUUAUAUCCAACUUAGACAACCGCUCGUUCUUCCAAUCAAUUGGACCCCAUAUCAGUCCUUCUUCGAUCCAGCCAACAGCAGCACUAACUAGCUUGAACUCGAAGCCCACCCUCGGAUAUCGAACAGGUUCUCACCAGUGGUCGAUAUAAAGAAAAAAAAAAAAGGGGAAAGCAUUGAAAGACAAGAAACACGGGGGAAAUACAAUUCUCGUUCUUGGAAAAAGGCUUUCUGUCUGUCUCGGUGUGCUAGUUUUAGCAUUACGGUACUCAGUAACCUUAUCUUUUCCUUGGUACUAGCAUUGCCUGUACUGUACUGUGCGUAUUUGAGACCUGUGCGAUUUGGUCCUCUAGUCCUCUGCCAUCCGCCCAGCAACGCCCACCCCUGGUCAAUUUGGCACUUGGUCUGGCUCAGCUUAACCAUCUCGAUCCCUCUCGAGAUAGACCAAGACCUCGACGUCUUCUCGACUCAACUUGACUCUUCGCCUCAUAAUCGUAAAGGCGACGACUCUCCCUGUCGUCGGACGCAUUCACGAUUACGUCUCUAUCGAGUCUUGUUCGCCCCUCCUUCAAAUGUCAUUCGAACGAUUAUAACGACCGUCACACGCUAUCGUCGAAACCCCGCCACGAGCUAAUCUCCCAUCAUUCAUCUAAUACUUGGUUCGCCCACGAGUCGAUUUUAAUACAAUUCAAUCUGUACAAACCUUGGCUUCAAGGCAUUUGCCCAGACGCUCGUUCGAUACCGUUAUAGAGGUGUUACUGCAGCAUUGACUUACUGCAGAACUACCUCUCCAGUCCUCCAUCGCCGUGUCUUCGAUAUCGAGUAGCUCUUAGUAGCUGACGUGCUUCGACAGAACUCGAUUAAACCCGGGUUCCCUCGAAUCGUCCCGCUGCUUCAUUACCAUCAUUCACAAUGGAAGCCUCUUCACCUCUGGCGGCGUUACACCGCCCGUCCAUGCUCCCUAGUUGGGGUAGUCGAGAUGUCUUUCGCGGGCACCCUCAUUACUCUACAUCAUCUGUCACAUCUGCAAGCAUGAGUCUACGCGAGCAAAUGCACAAGCAUUCUGGAGACUAUUUCAACGUCAAGGACGUACGAGGCUCCUCGCCCGCUGCGAGUUUGGCUGCUGAUCUUUCCCAGAACUUCCGACUUGACAGCGAUUCGAGUCCUCAGUUCCCCACUCCCAGAAGAGCACUCUUCACUGCUGGCAUGAUGGGCAGCUUGGAAGGUCGCGAUUCAGUCACGACUCCCCCAUUGCCAUCCUCGUCGCCCGCCCCACUGGCCGAGCUCAAGGAGUUGAUGGAGGUAUCACCUCUGCCUCACAAGACACCUUUCUUCACCCAGUUCGAGAUAACUUCUCCAACUCCGGGGACUACACCAGCCGCUGACGAUGAAAUGGUUCUUGAUUCACCGGCUCCUAUCUCUCGGCAGUCUUCCUUGGAACCUCCCAAGCCCAUCAUGGCUGAAAACCGUAGAAUAGCUGUCCCACGAAGACCAUCCCUAACCCGGAUGAAGGGUUUCAGUACCACGGCGGUACCGAGUCGCCAGGCUGACACGGAGCUGCCUCCGUUCCGCUUCGGUGCUGGCUCUCGCCUGAACCAUACCAGCUCCAACCUGUCUCUCAGCGAAUGUUUCGAGUCGACAUCACCACCUCAGGAGCGCAGACCCGCAUCUGCCAACAGCCCAUGCCCUGGUCUUUCUAUCGGCCGCACUAGACCCCAAUUCCUCAACUUCAAUGCAUGCUCUCGCAGCAAUGGCUCUCCUUCCAUGAACUCACAUUCCCGGCGACAGUCCAAUCCCUUUCUCAGAAAUCGAAAGCAGUUCCGUCGGUCAUUAAGCAUGUUCGAGCAUCCCGCUGACGUAAUGAAGAGCAAUUCAGAGGGAGAGGAGACCACCUCCUCCGCGCUUCAAUCGGUUAUGGAUGUGGAGGAGGCUCAAGAGCCCGUCCUCCCCCAUUUCCUCUUGGAAGACCCCACCGAUACCAUUCCUCGCAUCACUCGAGAGACACUCGUCGACGUCUUGGAUGGCAAGUACAGCUCCCACUUCGACCAAAAGAUUGUGAUCGACUGCCGGUUUGAGUAUGAGUAUGAGGGUGGCCACAUUGACGGUGCUGUCAACUACAAUGAUAAGGACCUGCUCACAAAUCAGCUCUUCCAGACUCCUAUGGAUGGACGGACGCUUCUCAUCUUCCACUGCGAGUACUCAGCCCACCGUGCCCCCCUGAUGGCUCGUCAUGUUCGAUCUGAGGACCGCACUGUGAAUGCUGAAUUCUACCCCAAACUUACAUAUCCCGAAGUCUACAUUCUAGACGGUGGAUAUUCGGGCUUCUUCACUGAACACCGGGGCCGUUGCUAUCCUCAAGAAUACGUUGAGAUGUCCGAUGAGGCUCACCAGCGCACUUGCGAACGCGAGAUGGGCCGAUUAAAAUCUCGUAAAGGUCUCAGCCGUGCCGCGACUUUUGCUUUUGGCCAACGUGAGCCUUGUGUGGACGAGUCACCAACUGCUCCCAGCAGGCCUCAGUCACGAAAUCUUCAUGCACCAAUCUCCCUCCUUGGUGCCUCCCCCAUGAUUGGCGACCGAUCACAUGCUCGCCGUAUGGCCUCUUAUUAGACGUUUUGAUCUUUACGACUUGGUCUGUUUUGCACGUGGUAGAGUUGGACUCUAUCGGUGCUGGUUUCACCUUGUCUGCUACUUCUGGUCUAUGGUCAUUCCUCUCUACCGUCUCCUCCCAACAAUGUUGUCAAGGGGACCCUUCAUUCUACCCCAUCCACUUUGAUGAAUCCAACGGCCAAUCCGACCGCGGCGCUUCAAAAGCCAGUAAUACAUGCUUUGGUCUGCUUCGACAACUUGUCCUUUCAACUAAUCUUCACUACGAUUAAUCAUUCUCAUGCUCAUAGCACCACCACGACCGCAACGACUUCUUCGCUUUUAGAUCACUGACACGAGUUCUCACUCAUCGACUUAUUUUCCUUUUUCUACGUUUUACGCAUCAGCAGACAGACCCAUUCAUGGUUUUCAACUUUUCACGCUUUACAUGGUCCAACGAUGGAACCUCAUUCACCAAGGAGCCAACUUACUCCCAUUCUGCAUUAGGGCGCGCAUUAUUCUUUCCUUUCUUUUCACUCAACUGCAUCUGCUUUGGCGAUUUCCGGACUUGCAUUUUUGGCUUCUAAAACAUGUCUCGGGAACAAGCUUUCCCCGACGACUGUGGCGCUGUUCGCAAUAGACAUUUCGAUACCAGAUGUCUCGGCCUCUCAGUGGCUUCACCCUAGGGGACACAGAAUACCCCUUUUUACAGAAGCCAUACCGUGGCCAGGCACAGCUUGACUCGCAUCUGUCACUCGGUACCCUAUUCGACAGUCUUUUUGAUACCAGUAUCCUAGAAUCAUGGAUACCUACCUAUAACAUCCCAUCUGCGCAUAUUGUCGCACCUAUACCCCCUGACCUUACAAAACGGGAAUGGUUCACCUCUUUUUUUUUUGUUCUUCACUACAUAUUCAAACAAACCCUUCCCGCAAGAGAAAUGUUGGGAAGAUGGGAAUUACAUAUCACCCUCAGGCCUGGAAUGUAUUUAUGUUCUGUCCGUAAUAGGCACAGGCCGCAAUGUCGCAGUAUCAUGAAAGAUUGAUACUGCGAUACUUUCUGUAAAUCUAGCUGGCGGAGCAGCAAGAUGCACAUGGCUGGCGAAAAGUGGUUUUGCUAGUUGUGCAUCACUUGACAUUGAGGAGUACCCCUGGCUAGAUACCUGAAAAUUGAGGGACAAAACAGUUAAAAGUUAACGUGCUGCUUCUUGACGUGAUUGAGUUUUGUCGCGAUUUCGCGAGAGGGCAUGACAUCAAAUGCUGGUUCAUAUGGCUGCGAGGGCUUCUAGUCAGUCAGACACACCGUAUUAUUUGAUCAAAGAGUCAAUUUCUCGAUACAGUAUUGCGUAGUCGUCUAAGACGGGCAUCUAUUACGCAUCGCUAUUCAGAGCCUCUCAGACCAGAUGGGAAAAAACAACGGCCCCUUAAAUGAAGAAAUUUCACCCAAAACCCAUUUCUUUUAAACGCCGCCCAUGCAUCUGAUAUAGUAUACAAAACCGAAGAACUCAAGUGGCAGCUUCUUCACCCUCUUGAAGUGUGAAAUCCCAUUCCUUGAACGCCGCCCGAAAAGCCUCGACGUCUUUCGUCUCCUCCUCAACGGUCUGUUCACAAUCCUUCCAUACCAGGCGACUUUCAAGACCAAGAAGCUUAGCUAACACACGACGUCCGAAUUGAAGAUCGAAGCGCAUGUCUGAGGGCAGAGGCAUGACGAGGGCUUUGCCCUUAACACGGUCCUCGCCAUCGUCCGCCCAGAGCCAUACGCGGAAGAAGUCACCCCCUGACUCGGCCUGCUGUUCGAGCGUGAGCUCCCGAGCGGUGAAUGCUGGAAGAGACUGAUUCUCCGCCUCGACCUUGAAAGCGGCUUCCGCAACGCCUUUGCGAACGAGAUCGGCUGCGAGAGGCAUUAGUUGCCAGAUAAGGUGAACAUUGCGCUCUCGGCUGAUCUCCCACGUCACGACGCCGAGCUUGUGUGAGCUCUUGGAGGCAAUCAUAGCCUGAACAGCUUCUCGGAAUCGUGUCAUUUCGUUGUAGGUUUUUGCGGCUUCUCCUGCUGGAUCAGUGACAGGACCGAUGCUAGGUAUUGUAGGGUUGUGUGGUAGCGGAAUGAUGAUCAAGUGGCCUGGAAAGGCAAGGCCUUGCUCUGCAAAUGUGUUCGAGGUUGGCAAAGGACCUUUGGCCGUGGAGAUGUAGGCGUCGUCGCCGAUACUACAGCACAUGUGGGCCGAUAGGUUGGGAUUGGAGAGACAGAAGUAACAUCGAUCAGGACCCGGAGGUGGCGACCGAUGGCGCUGCUUCUGGCGUCGGCCUCUAUGACCUCUGUUGUUAUCAUCGCCCCCGUAUCGGCUGUAAGAAUCAUCCUUGGGUGCACGCUUCUUAGUCUUAGGGUUGAACGGCGAGGCUGUCGCGCCGGGGGGUACUGAAGCAUCUCCUUUGUUGAGACUAAAAGCGUACAAAGACUUUGCUUUGGCGUCAUUGCCGAAAGGGGCCAUUGAAAUGAAGCGAGUGAUGCAGGUAUCAUCCGUUUCCUUCUCGGUGGGGUGAACGAAAGCCUCUCGUUCGUAGAAGAAGGCUUCUGGUGAAGCUGUUAAGUGAUAGCGCGGUUUGAGCGCUGCACAUAGUUCUGCAAUGUUGUCCGAAACGGUGAGUGACGCUUGGCUUGUGGGACCGAGCGCAACCUGAGAGCCAGUCCAGACACUUGCUGGCCAUAUUGACGUCAGGAGAAUAUCAGCGUUGUUCGCGCCGCGCAGGCUCUUUGCGUCAUCCGCUGUGUGGAAUGGGAGGUGCUGUUCCUUAGAUAGUCCUGCAAUAAGGUUGGCAUCCAAUUGGCCACCCAAGACGACAAUCCUCACACCAUCAGAUGUCUUGGUAAUGCUGCGCUUGCCUAGGAAAUGUAGGUUCUCGCAGAUCUCCUCCUCGGCUUCAACCUUAGCAGCAAUACGAGGUGGGAGUGGGUGGGUUCCAAUGGUGAAAUAGGUUGGUAGAGGGACUUCAAUGGCCCCAUCUAGAAGCGCAUUCACAGAGUCAUCGUCUUGGGUUGCGCUGAAGACAUCGCCAGUGAGGAUGGCCAUGGAGAAGCUGUUUUUGGUGUGUAAUGUCGCUAGCUUCUUGAACGCCGGUUCAAGCUGGCCAUUGAGGCUGCCCAAGACAAUACUUCAUG
Fusarium odoratissimum NRRL 54006 is the source of this 5901-nucleotide messenger RNA. RefSeq lists its product as uncharacterized. Gene Ontology annotation, biological process: G2/M transition of mitotic cell cycle; protein dephosphorylation; positive regulation of G2/M transition of mitotic cell cycle. Lineage: Eukaryota; Fungi; Ascomycota; Sordariomycetes; Hypocreales; Nectriaceae. Gene Ontology annotation, cellular component: cytoplasm; nucleus. The transcript is spliced from 4 exons. Gene Ontology annotation, molecular function: protein tyrosine phosphatase activity. Bases 1078 to 2772 code for a protein of 564 amino acids. The record is from RefSeq and is a predicted model, not a curated record.